Messenger RNA from Ricinus communis (castor bean), 3437 nucleotides. RefSeq names its product leucine-rich repeat receptor-like protein kinase TDR. Bases 327 to 3203 code for a protein of 958 amino acids. Lineage: Eukaryota; Viridiplantae; Streptophyta; Magnoliopsida; Malpighiales; Euphorbiaceae. Gene Ontology annotation, molecular function: ATP binding; protein kinase activity; protein binding. The record is from RefSeq and is a predicted model, not a curated record. Gene Ontology annotation, cellular component: plasma membrane. The transcript has 2 exons. Gene Ontology annotation, biological process: protein phosphorylation; hormone-mediated signaling pathway.
UAGUGGCAAACACCAUCCAAAUAAACUAUGACCUAAAGGGUCCAUUUACCAUUCUUGCCUCCAAAAGCAAACCAAUUAUAUUCUCUCAAUAUCAACUAACCAAAAAUUUUAAAAGAAAAAAAGUAAAUGAACACUUCCUAUGCGUCACUCUCUCCUUUUAUGCAAUUUUUUUUUUUCUCUUUCUCUAGUCCCCAUGCACCUCUCUCAUCCAACAAAAUCACAGUCCUGAAGACUGAUUUCUAAAACUGACAAUUUUUUUUUUGUUUUCUAUCUGGGCUUGUGGGGGUGGUGUCCGUCUCCUCCUUCUAACUCUGCUGCGAGUUCCAAUGGAGAUAUUCCGUUUCUUAUACUUGAACAUUUUCUUGAUCUUGAUAUUCACUGCUGCAGUUGUUUCAGCUACUGAUCCUUACUCUGAAGCCCUCUUGAGCUUAAAAUCGGAGCUUAUGGAUGACGAUAACAGUUUAGCUGACUGGUUAUUGCCUUCUGUUGGGAAUCCAUCAAAGAAAAUCCAUGCAUGUUCUUGGUCGGGGGUAAAAUGCAACAAGAAUUCUACUGUUGUUAUUGCUCUUGAUAUUUCUUUCAAGAAUCUCGGUGGUGCAUUUCCAGGAAAGCAUUUUAGUGUCUUUACUGAGCUUGUUGAUCUCAAUCUGAGUUAUAAUUCCUUCUCCGGUCGGCUUCCUGUUGAAAUCUUUAACCUUACUAAUCUAAGAAGCUUAGAUUUCAGCAGAAACAAUUUUUCUGGCCAGUUUCCAAGUGGGAUUUCCAGUCUUCAAAACCUUGUUGUCCUCGAUGCUUUUAGUAACAGCUUUUCAGGUCUAUUGCCAGUUGAAAUUUCUCAGCUCGAGUAUAUCAAGAUUGUCAAUCUUGCUGGGAGCUACUUUGAUGGACCAAUCCCACCUGAAUAUGGCUCUUUCAGGAGUCUUGAGUUUAUUCACCUAGCAGGUAAUCUUCUUAGUGGAAACAUACCACCAGAAUUAGGCAGACUCAAGACAGUGACCCAUAUGGAGAUUGGCUAUAAUUCCUAUCAGGGCAGUAUUCCAUGGCAAUUGGGGAACAUGAGUGAGAUUCAAUAUCUUGAUAUAGCUGGAGCAAGCCUUACUGGUUCAAUACCAAAGGAACUCUCCAAUCUCACCAAGCUUCGGUCACUAUUCCUCUUCAGAAACCAUCUUACAGGAUUGGUUCCAUGGGAGUUCGGCAGAAUCGAGCCUCUUUCUAGCUUAGAUCUUUCUGACAAUCAGCUCUCUGGUCCAAUACCAGAAAGUUUUUCAGAGUUAAAGAAUCUUAAGCUGCUAAGUCUCAUGUAUAAUGAAAUGAAUGGCACCGUUCCACAAGGCAUUGCUCAGCUUCCAUCACUUGAUACUCUACUUAUAUGGAACAAUUUCUUUUCUGGGUCACUUCCCGAGGACUUGGGCAGGAAUUCGAAGCUGAAAUGGGUUGAUGUUUCCACCAACAAUUUUGUGGGUAGCAUUCCGCCUGAUAUUUGUGCAGGAGGUGUUCUGUUCAAGUUGAUCCUGUUUUCAAAUAAUUUUACAGGCAGCCUUUCACCAUCUAUUUCUAAGUGUUCUUCGCUUGUUCGUCUUCGGAUUGAAGAUAAUUCUUUCUGGGGUGAAAUUCCUCUGAAAUUCAACAAUCUACCUGACAUCACAUAUGUAGACCUUUCCAGGAACAAGUUUACUGGUGGGAUUCCUAUAGAUAUCUUUCAAGCGCCGCAGCUUCAAUACUUCAAUAUCUCCAAUAAUCCAGAGCUUGGAGGUACAAUCCCAACAAAAACAUGGUCUUCGCCACUUCUUCAAAACUUCUCAGCUUCAGGUUGUAAUAUCUCAGGCAACGUUCCUCCUUUCCACUCCUGCAAAUCUGUUUCUGUUAUCGAGUUAGACAUGAACAACCUAGAAGGUAAUGUCCCAGUAAGUAUUUCUAAAUGUCACAAUCUUGAAAAGAUGGAUUUAGCUAGUAACAAGUUUUCUGGCCAUAUACCUGAAGAGCUUGCUAGUCUUCCAGCUUUAAGUUUCAUAGACUUGUCACAUAACAAUUUUAGUGGUCAUAUCCCUGCAAAGUUUGGUGAUCCUUCAAGAUUAAAACUUCUCAAUGUGUCGUUUAAUGACAUCUCUGGAUCAAUUCCUCCCAAGAAGUUGUUUAGACUGAUAGGUAGCAGUGCAUUUUCCGGAAAUUCAAAGCUCUGUGGAGCACCCUUGCGACCAUGUCAUGCUUCAAUGGCAAUAUUGGGCAGCAAAGGCACAAGGAAGCUUACAUGGGUUCUUCUGUUAAGUGCGGGAGUGGUUUUGUUCAUUGUAGCAUCAGCUUGGGGAAUAUUUUAUAUCCGAAGAGGAAGUAAAGGACAAUGGAAAAUGGUCUCUUUCAAUGGACUCCCUAGAUUCACAGCAAAUGAUGUUUUGAGAAGUUUUAGCUUCACAGAGUCGAUGGAAGCAGCACCGCCACUAUCAGCUUCAGUUUGCAAAGCAGUUCUACCUACAGGAAUAACAGUUUCGGUGAAAAAGAUUGAAUUUGAAGCAAAGAGAAUGAUGAUGGUGACAGAAUUUGUAAUGAGAAUGGGCAAUGCAAGGCACAAGAAUUUGAUUAGAUUACUGGGAUUAUGCUACAAUAAGCAACUAGCUUAUCUCUUGUAUGACUACUUGCCAAAUGGGAACUUGGCUGAGAAGAUUAAUGUGAAGAGGGAUUGGCCAGCCAAGUACAAACUUGUGACUGGCAUUGCAAGGGGACUUUGUUUCCUUCACCAUGACUGUUAUCCAGCAAUUCCUCAUGGAGAUUUGAGGUCAAGUAACAUAGUUUUUGACGAAAAUAUGGAACCCCAUCUGGCUGAAUUUGGGAUUAAGUUCCUUGCCGAAAUGAUUAAAGGAUCAUCUCUAGCAACAAUUAGCAUGAAAGAAACAGGUGAAAUACUGAACAGCAGAAUAAAAGAGGAGCUCUACAUGGAUAUAUACAGCUUUGGAGAGAUUAUUUUGGAAAUCUUGACAAAUGGUAGGAUGGCAAAUGCAGGGGGAAGCAUACAGAGCAAGCCUAAAGAGGUACUCUUAAGAGAAAUAUACAAUGAGAACGAAGCUAGUUCUUCUUCUGAAUCAAUGCAAGAAGAAAUAAAACAGGUUCUUGAAGUUGCUUUGCUCUGCACAAGAAGUAGACCAGCUGAUAGGCCACCCAUGGAAGAUGCAUUAAAGCUUUUAUCAGGGUUCAGGCCUCAGAGAAAAUAACGCAAGUGAUUGAAGCCAGAUGACUAUACUGUCAAAUUCUUACAUUUUCGGAUUAAUGGAUGAUAGGUAUAACAAUUAGCUAGUUGAUAUAUAUGUGUGUGUAUUGCUUGAUUAGCCCCUUUUUUCUGUAAUUACCUAAAAUGUUUUUCUGUUAUAUAGUGCUUAUAAGUUUGUUUUUAUUUUUUACCCGAAGAAUUUUAUCAUAAUACAAAAACUCAGAUACUUGGUGUUUUA